GUGACUACACACUAUGAUUCUGAUUUUCCAGCUCAGUAAAAUUUUCGCUGAGUUCUGUAUUUUUUUCAUCUUUUUACUGAGUUUUCAACAGCAGAUUUAACUCGGUACACUCGGUAAUCAAUAUUUACCGUCCAUCAGUAACGAUAUUUACCGUUCAUCUGUAAUUUUUGACAGUUCAUUUGCAGAACUCGUUAAAUCAUUUACAGAGUAUUCAGCAAAAGAGAUAACCGAGCGUACCGAGUUAAAUCUGCUGUUGAGAACUCAGUAAAAAGAUGGGGAAAAUACCGAGCUGAUCUUAGUGUGUACGUUGUCUCAUCGACUAUGUUGCAACAGAUGAUGAUCAAAGGACAAAAAGCGAUCCAUAAGCUGAAUCCUACAGACUUGAACGCAGCGGAUCGUAUGAAGUUUGACCCGACAUUGAAAUUGAUUUCGGAAGAUCUUAUCAACCAUCUAACAGACGUUGUUCAUGAUAGUCUUGGAACUGCCACUUAUUUAAAAAUAAUGCGAAAUAUUUAUGUGGCAUUCUAUGAGCAGCAGUUAUCACCUACCGAGCGCGUCACUAUGAUCUGGUUUGUCACUAUAAAUAUUUACUUUGUUACCGUAAAUUCAGUUUAUAUGUGCAUAUUAAGGACAUCACUAUUUUUCCUUCGUGCUUGGCGUCAAAUAUGUAUGAAACAAAAUAAAACGAUUAAACAUUGCCCUACAUCGAAUGCUUACAUAUCGCUGGAACUGAGUGCUCAUGGGCUAGUGAAGUAUAUGGUGAGAUGUCGGAUUGCCAAUACUCCGGAGCAAUUUGUUGUACAAAAUAUGACAAGUCAACCCUGUGAAACGACAUUUCGAGAGCUACGAUCUAUGACAACAGUCAACCAUACAUCCGUGAAUUUUACGAUGAUGGAUGUUGAACAACGUUUUCAAAAAGUUCAGAUGAAACUUCUGAUUGCCUAUCGCAGAAAACACGAGAUGACCUUCCCAAGCCUCCAGAAGCAGGAGCACAAGAUGCGCAUGAUGAAGACAUCACAUCUCCCAAACGACGAUGAAAUUCGAAAGGCUAUUGAAACCGCAGAACAAAACGCGAAAAUCUUACUAAUAUCCCUCGGUAUCCAGGAAAGCCAACUAAACUUCAGAGAAAUCAUAGAUAUUCGAAUGUCAAAACCAAAAUCUGAUUUCGACUUUAUUACCAUAAAUGAAAAUCAAAUGCAUAAUAACAUUACGGAAGGUGAAUCACUUUUAAUUGAUACAUAUUUGUAUGAAGUUUUUACAAUUUAUAAAAUUAAGAAAAAGUUAUGCAACACAUUCACAUUACACUAAAAGUUUGCUUAUGGUCAAAACCUUACUUAAAACAAAUUUAUAAAAUUUCAGAUGAAGAAACCGUUUAUGAAGCUGACCCAGAAGAAACUUCAAGUUCAAAUCAAGGUUCAAAUGCUUGUUUUGAAUCUGUUUUCAUUGAAGAGACAUGUAAUGAGAGUGACACCUCAAACAUAUUGGUAGAAGAAGCUGAUGACAUUUUUGCUAGAGCUGGUGGAGCGCUGCUCUUGCGGUCAUGUACAUUAGGGAAUAACCGACAUGUUUUCCAUAUUAAAGGAAAAAAUGGAAAAACUAUGAAAGUCAAGAAAUCCCUUAUUCUAUGGAUGAUUUCGUCCGGAAGAUUUAAAAGAAGCAAUGAUCGGUUACGACGGUUUUACCAACUGCGUACCAAAGAAGUCGACAACGUUUAUUGUAAUUCUGUUAAACAAUAUCUAAGCAUCGGGGACUGGGUAGCGUUCCAAGGAAACCGUAUUUGUCAAAUUACGAAUUUUCAAUACAAAACAGGUAAAUUAUUGAUAAGAUAUCAAACAUGUUGCUCACAAUAUAGUUAUUUUUCAAUAACCCGUUGCAGGAAAAACGAAAUCAUGUACUUUAAAAACUAUUCCAAUAUUUAACCCUGCGGACGGAGAACAGAGGGACAUCCUUGUUUUGGGAAAUUUUUAUGAGCUUCAGGAUCGUACAUUGCAUCUGAAGAACGAAAAGCACAAGUAUGCUGACGUCAAAGAAUACUUGUCGCACGUUGAGCAACCGGAAUCCAACUCCAAGAGUUUGAUACUAUCGGCCGAUGCGAUACACCAUUUGGAUAAGCUGAACUAAGUAUAUGUUCAAUAGAUAUAAACAUAACAAUAGUUUCAGUACCUAUGGAAUAAAAAAUAGAAUAAAAUAGAGAAAAUAAAAUAAAAAUAUAAUAGAAAUAGAAGCCGUCAUUUCCCCUUUGAACUUAUUUACGAUGACGUCACGUUUGCUAUAAUCACUGCGUGAUUUUCACUCUAGUGAAAACCGAUGAACAUCUAGUGAUUUUUUGAUUUUGAAAACACCACAAAUGUGUCCAUUACUGUUCACUCGUUUCUCGAAAGUAUCAAGAAACUUCUAAUUUAGCUUGCACUUGAGGUUUUACAUAAUUUACGAACUUAUUGAUACGAACGAUACUUCAAUAUUGUAUACACAAACUUCUCUUUUGUAUACACAUGCAUUAAUGUACAUAGAGCAACCAGAACAUAUUUCGCAGAACAGAACAAUCUUGAAAUACUCAUUAAAGGUCAUUAAAUGUAGCUACACAUUUUAUUAUCGAAAACAUUCGACUUCUGACUUUUUGUGUUCUUACAAUAUACAGUACAGGCACAUCAGGAAUUCAUAGAAAGAGAUCGUUUGGGCGUUUGGGUAUGUACGAGUUGAUUAUUCAUGGUCCUAUGUUUGUACCGUUGUAACGUCUUGAACUGGCAUUCUCUUGCAAGGAUCCUGCUGCCGUUCGUGCAGUAUGUUACACAAGUUCACACACCUAAAUCGUUCAAGUUCAAGCAAUGGCCAAGGCAAUGGCAGAUAUCUGAACAAAAUGCUGCAAUGGAAAUAUGGGGUUGACCAAAUUAAAUUAAAUAGUAGAAAUGAUGAACAAACCUAUAUGCAUAAGUGCAUUAUCUGUCAAAUAUACCAGAUUGAUAAACAUUCCAAACCUUUCACAAACAUGCGCUGGCUACUAUGUCAGGCACAGUUUGGGCACAGUCGGCACGUAGGCAGCACAUCUGAAGCACGCUAAACUGU
Aedes albopictus (Asian tiger mosquito) is the source of this 3063-nucleotide messenger RNA. RefSeq lists its product as uncharacterized. NCBI's taxonomy places the organism in Eukaryota, Metazoa, Arthropoda, Insecta, Diptera, Culicidae. The transcript has a single exon. The coding region runs from base 322 to 1308 and encodes 328 amino acids. The record is from RefSeq and is a predicted model, not a curated record.